CCAAGAAUUAAAUAUGCUGCGCGUUCCCAAGUUUCUGCCACGCCUCGCACGCCAGGCCAGUCUAGCAACGCCAACGAAUAUGUCGGCUGCUUCUAGCAUUUUCCGCAAUCUGCCUGGUGCCUGCAAUGGUCUCUCAAAUCAAUUGCGCCACAAAUCAGGUGAGGUUAAGGGCGCCGUUAUCGGUAUCGAUUUGGGCACCACAAAUUCCUGCCUGGCCGUGAUGGAGGGCAAGCAGGCGAAGGUCAUUGAGAAUGCGGAGGGUGCAAGGACAACACCCUCCCAUGUGGCAUUCACCAAGGAUGGCGAACGUUUGGUUGGCAUGCCCGCCAAGCGUCAGGCUGUCACCAAUUCGGCCAACACAUUCUAUGCCACAAAGCGUUUGAUUGGCCGACGCUUCGAUGAUCCCGAGGUGAAGAAGGAUAUCACAAAUCUGUCCUACAAAGUUGUGAAGGCAUCGAAUGGCGAUGCCUGGGUCUCCUCCACAGAUGGCAAAGUCUAUUCACCCUCGCAAAUUGGCGCCUUCAUCCUCAUCAAGAUGAAGGAGACAGCCGAGGCAUAUCUGAAUACGCCCGUCAAGAACGCCGUUGUCACUGUGCCCGCCUACUUUAAUGACUCCCAGCGUCAGGCUACCAAGGAUGCUGGUCAAAUCUCUGGACUGAAUGUGCUGCGUGUCAUCAAUGAGCCAACAGCUGCUGCUCUGGCCUACGGCAUGGACAAAACCGAGGACAAAAUCAUUGCUGUUUACGAUUUGGGUGGCGGCACUUUUGAUAUUUCCAUUUUGGAGAUCCAAAAGGGCGUCUUUGAGGUAAAAUCCACCAAUGGCGACACUCUGCUGGGUGGCGAGGAUUUCGACAAUGCCAUUGUUAACUUCUUGGUGGCAGAGUUCAAAAAGGACAGCGGUAUUGAUAUUCGUAAGGAUAAUAUUGCCAUGCAGCGUCUCAAGGAGGCCGCUGAGAAGGCCAAAUGCGAACUGUCCUCCUCGCAGCAGACCGACAUUAAUCUACCAUAUCUGACCAUGGAUGCCGCUGGACCGCAGCACAUGAAUCUGAAAAUGACUCGCGCAAAGCUGGAGAGCCUGGUCGGGGAUCUCAUCAAGCGCACAAUUCAGCCAUGCCAGAAGGCAUUGUCUGAUGCUGAGGUAUCCAAGUCGGAAAUCGGUGAAGUUCUGCUCGUCGGCGGCAUGACCCGUAUGCCCAAGGUCCAGGCCACAGUCCAGGAGCUGUUUGGACGCCAGCCGUCGCGUUCCGUUAAUCCCGAUGAGGCUGUUGCCGUUGGCGCUGCUGUGCAGGGCGGUGUUCUCGCUGGUGAUGUCACUGAUGUGCUCCUGCUCGAUGUGACGCCACUGUCGCUGGGCAUUGAGACAUUGGGUGGCGUUUUCACACGUUUGAUUUCGCGCAACACGACCAUUCCCACCAAGAAGUCGCAGGUCUUCUCGACGGCCAGCGAUGGCCAGACUCAGGUGGAGAUCAAGGUGCAUCAGGGUGAGCGUGAAAUGGCCAAUGACAACAAAAUGCUUGGCUCCUUCACUCUGGUUGGCAUUCCGCCAGCACCACGCGGUGUACCACAAAUUGAGGUGAUCUUCGACAUUGAUGCCAACGGUAUUGUCCACGUCUCGGCCAAGGACAAGGGCACCGGCAAGGAGCAACAGAUUGUCAUUCAGUCGAGCGGUGGCCUCAGCAAGGAUGAGAUCGAGAACAUGAUCAAGAAGGCCGAGGAAUACGCCAGUGCCGACAAGCUCAAGCGCGAACUGAUUGAAAUUGUUAACCAAGGCGAGAGCAUCGUGCACGACACAGAGACCAAAAUGGAGGAGUUCAAGAGCCAACUGCCCGCUGAAGAGUGCGAGAAGCUGAAAACAGAAAUUGCCGAUCUGCGCACCCUGCUAGCCAACAAAGAGACGGCCGAUCCAGAGGAGGUGAGGAAAGCCACCACACAGCUGCAGCAGUCCUCCCUGAAGCUCUUCGAGAUGGCAUACAAGAAGAUGUCCGCUGAACGCGAGAGUAACGCAGCCGGUGGCAACAGCAGCAGCAGCAGCAGUUCAGGUGAAACUUCUGGCGAUGCCAAGAAGGAGGAGAAGAACUAAAUUAGACAACCGUAGACGUAAAAUGUUGUUCCCCACUUAUUUCAUAAUAAUCACAUUUGGAUUUCGAUUAAGUUCUAUGUUAACUUCAUAUUCCUGAUUCUUCAAAAUCAUCUUUAAUGCCUCACGACCCCCAAAACUCAUGAGCACAAAAAACACAACAAAAAACAAAAAAAAAAAAGAAGCAUUUACCCAAAUUGUAUAGUAAUAUGCGAUGACGAUAACGACACUUUCGACCCUGAACGAUAUGCGAUCAGUAAUUCUCAGUCACGACAGUUGCAUUAAGUUUUUAUUGUUUAUAAUGCACUCGAACGUCUGGAUCGAAAUCAUAUGUGAAUAUCUGUGGUGGAGUUGUGUGCUGUGCCUACUGUAAGAUUUUCCUUAUAUUUACUUUACGUUGAUUUUAAACUAGUUGUAGUUGUACAAUAAAACGAGCACAGCAGCCCAAGCCGCAAAAAUAAUA
This is a messenger RNA of Drosophila grimshawi, 2540 nucleotides long. It is a transcript of the gene Hsc70-5, whose product is annotated as heat shock 70 kDa protein cognate 5. The record is from RefSeq and is a predicted model, not a curated record. The coding region runs from base 14 to 2080 and encodes 688 amino acids. The transcript is spliced from 6 exons. Gene Ontology annotation, biological process: cellular response to unfolded protein; protein refolding. Gene Ontology annotation, cellular component: mitochondrion; cytoplasm. Lineage: Eukaryota; Metazoa; Arthropoda; Insecta; Diptera; Drosophilidae. Gene Ontology annotation, molecular function: misfolded protein binding; ATP-dependent protein folding chaperone; ATP hydrolysis activity.